AUGGCACGGCAACGCUGCAGCUUGACAGUCCUCACCGUUCUCGUGUUCGCGUUGUCUUCUCAUUCGGUAACGCGCUCAUCCGCGACCGAAAAUUACGAUGUGCUUUUUUACUCCGCGGGACCCUACACCCCGUGCGGCACGUCGGGUAACUUCUCCGCGGUCGGCGUGCAAGGCGCAUUAGAGCCGUACAAGGGAGAGGUGGCAUCGCCUAAAGGACAAGCGAUAUCGGGGCGAGUGACCAUUUACGAUGACUGCUACUUCGCGCUCUCAGAUCUCAGCAUCAGCGCGGCCGUGGACGCGCCGAUAUCCAUCUGGGCGGGGCCCAAGGACGUCGACCCCUACUCGCACGCCGCGCCCGUCGACCCCUAUGCCGCCUCCUCCUUUCCUGCCUCCGCCGCCUCCGCCUUCGCACCGGCCAGCGCCGCAUUCAACCUCACGGCGACGUCGCUGAUGGCAGUAUUUCUGCAGGCGGGCGGACUCACCUGGGACGAGGCGCAGGUGCUCUACCUCUGCGCAGGGUCCGCCUCCGCGGGAAUCACGCAGAUCUACGCGCAGUUCGCGGUGGGCGGGAGGGAGCACGCGGGCCCGCACGGCAAGACCGUGCGGUGGGUGCGGAAGACGGUGGGGGCGGCCGCGAGGGAGCAGCGCCUGCUCUUGCCGUCGCCCCCCGCUCGCCCGCCCCCUCCGCCCCCCAAGCCACCUGCGCCGGGCAGCAGCGGGCCGUCCGUGGGGCUGACCAACUGCGUGGAGGCGGUGCCGGGGCGGCUGAACAUAUACUGGACCGUGCAUCACGGCGACGCGGACGCAGGUGCCGCGGGACCGCCGCAAGACGUCUCCUCAGUCACCGGGUCCUCCACCGCGCCCGGCAGCAGCAGCGCUGGCAGCGGCGCCGGCGGCGGCGGCGGGGGAAAGGGGCCGGUGGUGGAGAUGGGGAUGGAGGCGCGCGUGGGCGAGGGGUCGUGGGUGGCGGUGGGCGUGUCGCGCAACCAGACGCGCUUCGCCAUGCUGCAGAGCGACGUGACGGUGGGCGGCGUGCUGGCGGACGGCGGAGGGGUCUUUGCGCGCGACUACCACGUCACGGCCAAGCAGACGUGCCAGCAGGUCGCGGGCGGCUUCGUUGGCGUGUGCGAGGACGCGCUGCUGGGCUCGUCCCCCACGUCCCUCAACGACGUCACCCUCGUCUCCGCCUCGCGCCGCGCUGACGUCACCUUCAUCCGCUUCACGAAGCCCGCCGCCACGGCGGACGACCGCUUCGACGCCAACCUGCUGCGCGCGCCGGGCCUCUCCGCGCUCUGGUGGGUCGUCUUCGCCGCGGGCCCGCUCGCCCCCGCGUCCACCGCCGCCGCGCCCACGCUGCUCUUCCACGACCCCGCGCUGGGCUACUUCUCUGGCGGCACGCGCAUCCCCUUCGCGCCGCCCGCGCCCAUCCGCACCUGCUCCCCGCUCUGGGGCACCAAGCCCGAGUACCACCCCCCGCUUCCCCCGUACGCGCCUCCGCCUCCCCCGGGCGCCUCUGCGCCGCCCCCGCCUGGCGCGGACGCGGGAGGGGGCGUGGCGGGCAUGCCGGGGCUGCGCGAGUGCAGCACGGCGGUGGGCGGGCAGGUGUACGCGUUCGACGCGUGCGACGCGCUGCCCGGCGGCUUCCUGCUCAUGUGGUCGCUGGCGGGCAUCACGCUGCGCGCCGCGUUCGUCGCGCAGGCCGUGCCCGACGGCGGGUACGCCGCCGUGGGGCUGUCGCCGUCUGGCGCCGUCGCCAACUCGAGUCUGCUCGUCGUCUCGUACGCGCAGGCGGAGCGGGGUGCCGGGAAGGGCGCGGGCGCAGGGGCAGGCGGAGCGGAGGUGGAGGUGGGGCAGGUGGUGGUGCGUGCGGGUGCGCGGGGCGUGGGCGUGGAGGCGGUGGCGGGGGGCGAUCUGACGGUGGUGAGCAGCGUGGGGCAGGCGAGGAACGGCGCGCUGACGCUGCUCUUCUCGCUGCUGCUGCUGCCCAACCAGACGGCCGCGGCGUACCUCGUGUGGACCAAGGGGCAGCGCGCGCAGCUCUCUCUGCCCGCCGCCGCGGCUGCCAACGAGACGGGGGGGGUGCUGUCGCUGGACGGGCUGGACGCGCUGAUGACGUCAGCCAUCAGCUUUGAACGCGGCGAGCCGAAAGACGAUUCCAAUGACACCAUCCGGCUCUGGAAGAUCCACGGCAUAAUCAGCACGGUGGCGUGGGCGUUCCUCAUGCCGCUGGGCGUGAUGGCAGCGCGCUACCUGCGGCAGGUGUACGCGCGCUGGUUCCCCGUGCACCAGGCGCUGCACCUCGCCGCCGCCUCGCUGGCCACCGUCGCAUUCACGAUGGCGCUCACCAUGCCGCACGGGGCUAUUGAGGGGCGCGCUGACAAGGCGUCGCGGGGGACAUGUGUGGUGGCGCACACGGCCAUGGGCAUCUCGCUCAUGGUCAUCGCAGCGCUGCAGGUGUGCUGGGGGCACAUGCUCACAGCCCCUCUCUGCUGCCUCCGGGCUCUCGGCAUCCGCUUCCAUACUUCUCCUUCUCGCCGCCUCCUCGUAUCCCUCUCUCCCUCCCUCCGCGCUCAUUUCCACCCUUCCCCACUCGCUCUGCGCUCACAUCGCUCCGCUCUCCCCUCCCGUGCAUCCCCCUCCCGACCGCAGUUGUCAGCGCUGGUGUGGCGGCCGCACGAGGACAGCAAGUGGCGCCCGUACUGGCGGCGCGUGCACGCUGUGGGAGGCGCGGUGGCGCUGCUGCUGGGGCAGGCACAGCUGCUCGUUGGCCUCUUCAUCUCAGCAGCCCCCCUCUUCUACACGGUGCUGCUGGCAGCGUGGCUCAUAUUCGCGCUCCUCCUCACCACGGCCCUCGAGCUCCACUUCUUCCCCACCUUCUACCGCCUUGCGCACUGCUGGGACCGCCUUCUGGGCCGCGACGCUGACGUGGCGUCUGACGUGGACAGCCUCUGCGCGUCCAGUGAGAGGCUGGCGGGCGGCGCUGGUAGAAAGGGGGUGACGGUGGAGGGGGAGGGCGGCGAUGGGGGGAAGGGUGCGGCAGGGGGAUGGGUGGCGGUAGUGGUGGCGGUGCUGCGGCGCAGCAGGGGCGCCGGCAUGCUGCCUGAACGGCCCAGGGCGCAGGGGAGGAGGGCAAACGGGGGGAAAGGUGAGGGGAGGCGAAGGGGGAGAGGAGGGGGUGCAGGAGGGGGAGCGGGGGCGAGUGAGAGGGCGGGGAGAGGGGGCAGCGUGGGAGCGGGGCGGGGCGGGUACAUGAGCAUGGCGGGCGCCAACGCUGCCACCGACCGCCGCUCCAAGGAGCUGCUGCCCCCUCCGGCUCCCCCGCCCCUGCCAGCCCCUGUUCUGUCGGCCCUGCCGCACUCACAAGCACCUACUCCCGCCUCUGCUGGUGGUGCUGCAGCUAGUGGUGGUGGUGGGAUUGGUUCAGAGGGGGCAGGAGCGGAAGGGGGGAGAGCAAAGGGGGUGGAGGCACGGGCGGGGGCGUUUGGGCGAAGCCAGACGGUGGCAGAGGGGGGUUGCAGAGAGGGUGGCGGCGUCCAAGACCAUGGCGCUGCUGCUGCUGCUGCUGCUGCUGCUGCUGCUGGUACUGCCGCUGCUGGUACAGGUGGUGGUGGUGGUAGUUCAGGGGCCAGCACGCAAUCACGAGGCGUGUGGGCGGGUGGAAUGGCAGCUUGGAAGGCUGAGGAGGCGGCGAGAGAGAGAAGGGGAGAGGGAGUGAGGGAGGGAGUGAGUGAGUACAUUCGCACAGACAAGUACAACGUGCGGGCCACAGUAGUGAGAGCACCAGACCUGGCUCUCAGAGGGAGAGCGGCCCGGCAGGCAGGGGCAGGUGCGGUGGCAGGGGGGGCAGGCGGGGGAGCAGGAGGAGGGGCAGGGCCGGCAAGCACAGUGAGCGGGGCGGGAGGGGUGAUGCAAUAA
Closterium sp. Naga37s-1 is the source of this 3915-nucleotide messenger RNA. The record is from the annotation of a GenBank genome assembly. NCBI's taxonomy places the organism in Eukaryota, Viridiplantae, Streptophyta, Zygnematophyceae, Desmidiales, Closteriaceae.